Microthlaspi erraticum is the source of this 1932-nucleotide messenger RNA. The record is from the annotation of a GenBank genome assembly. NCBI's taxonomy places the organism in Eukaryota, Viridiplantae, Streptophyta, Magnoliopsida, Brassicales, Brassicaceae.
AUGAAACGAGCCUUCCUCUUGUUUGCUUGUUUCAGGAUGAGUCUUUCAUCUGAUGAAGAGUAUGAGUUCAGCGACUCAGAGAUCGAAGAGUUUUCUGACACUCCGUACAAGGAAAUACAGAAUGGGAAAUACAAAGUUAAGGUGAACGGAAGGCUGAGAUGCCCGUUUUGUGCAGGCAAGAAGAAGCAAGAUUACAAGUACCAGGAUCUACGCGCACAUGCCUCUGGGGUUUCCAACGGAGCUGCAAGAGGAAGUGCUAAACACAAGGCUAAUCAUCUCGCCUUGGCAAAGUAUUUAGACAAGGAUCUUGCUGGUGAGGCAGAGCCUCUUCCACGCCCUCCAGUCCCUUGUGUGAACAAGCCGGAAGCCAAACUUGGGGACGUUUAUGUCUGGCCAUGGAUGGGGAUCGUCAUGAAUCCCUUGAGAGAAGCUGAUGGCGACAAGGAAGCUCUACUUGAUUCAGGUUAUUGGUUGAAGAGGCUCUCUAGGUUCAAGCCUGUUGAGGUGAAUGCCUUUUGGGUCGAGCAAGAUUCGGCUGUUGGGGUUGUUGCUAAGUUUAGCAGCGACUGGAGAGGGUUUGGGAGUGCAACAGAGCUUGAGAAGGAGUUUGAGAACCGAGGCUGCAGCAAAAGGGAGUGGAUGGAGAAGAGAGGAGACUCAGAGGCAAAGGCGUUUGGUUGGUGUGCACGUGAAGAGGACUAUAACGCUGGAGGGCCGAUUGGGGAGUACCUCUCCAAGGAGGGAAAGCUAAGAACAGUUUCAGAUAUUUCUCAAGAAAAAAACCAGGAUAGAAACAUUGUCCUGGAUGAACUUUCGAGUACAAUAGAUAUGACAAAUGAAGAUCUGAACAAGGCUCAAUACAGCUGUCAGAUGACGGAAAUGUCACUGAAGAGGGUCCUGCACGAGAAGAAAACCAUGCAAGAAGCUCAUGCAGACGAAACAAAGAGGCUGCAGCAGAUUUCGCUUCUUAAUACCAAGAGGAUCCUAUUAGAAAAACAGAGGCUAAGCGAUGAACUAGAGCAUGAGAUUGCCGACCUGCAGGAUAAGUCCAAAGAGUUGGACAAGAGGUUAGCACUUACUGAAUUGGAGAGACAGAAGCUUGAUGAAGACAAGAAAAAGAGUGAUGCUAUGAGAAACUCCCUCCAGUUAGCCACCCGUGAACAGAAAAAGGCUGACCAGAGAGUGUUGAGACUUGUUGAAGAGCAUCAGAGGCAAAACGAAGAAGCUUUGGGCAAGAUCCUUGAGCUUGAGACGCAGCUAGACACCAAACAGACGCUGGAGAUGGAGAUUCAAGAGCUGAAAGGCAAAUUGCAAGUGAUGAAGCAUUUAGGGGAUGGUGAUUGUGAGGCGGUCAAGCAGAAGAUGAAGGAGAUGAAUGACGAGCUGGAGGACAAGAAAUCUAAGUUAGAAGAGCUGGAGCAGAUGAACUCAGUCCUGAUGACAAAAGAGCGUCAAAGCAAUGAUGAAAUUCAAGCAGCCCGAAAAAAAUUGAUUGCGGGUUUCAUGACAGGAUUGGUUGGUACCCAAUCCGAUAUUGGGAUCAAAAUGAUGGGAGAAGUCGAUGAGAAGCCCUUCCUGAAUGUUUGCAAGAAGAGAUUCUCUGCAGACAAAGCUGCGGUUGAAGCUGCCACCCUUUGCUCUACAUGGCAGAACAACGUCAAUGAUUCAAACUGGCAUCCGUUCAAACUUGACAAAGCAAAGGAAGUGGUAGACGAAGAGGAUGAUCAGCUGAAGAAGCUUAGAGGAGAGUGGGGAAAAGAGGUGCACAACGCUGUUAAAACAGCUCUGGAGGAGAUGAAUGAAUAUAAUGCAAGUGGUCGCUACCCUGUCCCAGAACUUUGGAACUUCAAAGAAGGAAGGAAAGCAACAUUAAAGGAAGUGAUCACUUUCAUAUCCAAGGACAUGAAAACUGUGAAACGCAAGAGAACCUGA